AACGUUGAUAUACCAUACAGUUUGUUAGAAUCUGAGCUGGCAGAAUGGAUGAGAAACUCCAGUGUAAUUUCUUUGUGAAGAAGAGAAAAAGGCUUUGCAGACUUAUUCCAGGCAAAGGAAAAAGAUACUGUGGAGAGCACAUGCAUCUAGAAUUCAGCGGAAAUCAGAAUGGAGUUGAUCAGCCCGUUACUACAGCGCGAAUACCAUGUCCCUAUGACCCUCACCAUACUGUUGCAGUGAAACAACUUGCGAAACAUGUCAAAGUAUGCAACUCAAGACCCAAAGAACAACCAAUCUAUUACGAGAAAGGCAUCAAUGCUGGAUCAACUGAAUAUGAUCAGGAUUUACAAACAAUGCGUCUGACUGAUUUUUCUCUUAAUGAGCUUCAGAAAAUCAUAUCGAAAGUGGAAUCAGUGUUUGCAGAUCAUGUUGGUGAUAUAGAGACUGAGAUCCUCCGUCAUGAUUCAUUGAAAGCUGAUCUUGAGAACCCCGACAACGGAGUAUCGGCCAGGAAACACCUUCUUCAGCUAGACUCACUCCUGGGUCAUAUGGAAAGAUUGAAUCUUCUUCAGCCGACGACAUGCUAUGUAGAGUUUGGAGCUGGUCGAGGUAGACUAUCACAACAAAUCCAGCAAGCCAUGAGUGACUUGGACCAAACUAGUUUUCUACUUAUUGACAGGGCUUCUGUCAGACACAAGAGAGACUCACUAUACAAGGGGGAUAGUGGAGGACACCAAUAUGAACGCAUCAAUAUGGAUAUAGAGAACCUAGUCUUGGGGAAAGUACCGACUGUGUGUAGCCAUAAAGAGAGACCUGUGGUGGCCUACACAAAACAUCUCUGCGGUGCAGCUACAGAUCUAGCUUUGAGAUGCCUUAUGGAAACAAGAUCAGAUCACAAACAAAAUAGUUCCCAUGAUUCAUCUGAUACCCAAGCCAUCAUAAAACAAUCCACAGACAAAGACAUUUCACAGCUCUCAGAAAAUAUCACUCAACAGACUCCCUCUUCCAAUGCUCUUAAGUCCAGUAGUGUUGAAAGUUGUGAUAAUAACCUUGUCUUGAGUGAGAAGGAAAUGACUGAUGCCCAAUCUAUCAAUGGACAAAACACUUCUCCAAGUGAUCCUGGACAAAGUGCAGAUGAAAACUCAGGUGGAAAUUGCAAGGUUCUGGAAACAGAAGGAGGAUAUCAAAGCAGAGUGCUUCCUCUUGUGAAGGGGGUCAUCAUGGCACUGUGCUGUCACCAUCGUUGUUCAUGGAGGACUCACAUUGGGAAGCAGUUCUUUCGGGAAGUUGGUAUCACGGAGAGGGACUUUAUGGCUCUGGUCAGGAUGAGCAGCUGGGCCACGUGUGGAAGCAGACUUGCUAAGGAAGAGAAAGAGGAUGAGGUUUGGAGGGAUGGAGGGAAGGCUGGAAGUGAAGAUGGAACGAUAGAAACUCAAGCAGGAUCUGAAACUGUAGAAGACCUGGACAGGAGUAAAAGGAAAGAGAGGAUAGGAGAGGCUUCCGACAUUCCACCAGAGCAAGAGUCGAUAGUGAGUUCUCUGGGCCUGUCUGUUCCAGAACGUGAAGAGAUUGGCUUCAAAUGCAAGCGUAUCUUAGAUAUGGCAAGACUCUCCUAUAUGAAGGCCCUAGGAUUGGAUGCUAAACUGGUAUACUAUGUAGAGAGAAAUAUAUCCCCAGAGAAUGCUGUACUUAUUGCCAUACCAUCACAUCUAUAAUUGUUGUUGUUGUUUUCUCCUUUGUGCCUUUUACAUUUUGUUUUUAAUGCAAUGCAUUUCUUUACUUGAUGAUAAUAGUAAUGAUGUUGGUUCAUGUUGUUAUCGUAAUAUUAAGCUCAGAUGAGCCCUCAUCCACCGAUUGAAAGAAAAAGAAAAAUCAGACAAGUAGAUAGGCAAAAGUUUGAACAAUUUCAGACAAAGUUGUGUAUUUUUAAAAGUUGUAAAAAUUGGGAAUCAUAGUACCCAUGGAGUCUUCAUAUCGGUUGCAUUGGUGUCACUACCACUUGUCAUGAUUUACUAUAAUACCCAGUUGCCAAUUUGAAAUUUACAAAGUCUUUAAUAGGGAUCUCGCUUUCAAAACAGCCAUAACUUUCUUGUUGCUUGUCUGAUUUCUUUCAAACUUUCACCAUUCUUUACUUCUUUUUCUCGUCUCUCACACAACAUUUUUUGACCAAGGUUGGAUUCUCUUUCAAGACAUCAUCAUUGUUUAUUGACUUCACAAUAACUGAAGGUCAUGACAAUCAUUGAUGGUUCAAUGUGCAUUUAUGAAACACAAUUAACAAUCAUAAAUAUGCUAUCUAGAAUGUCAACCUCAUAAACACAAUAUGAAAUGUGAAUGAUCAUGGGUACGUUUAGUCCUCUGAUAUCUAUGUCCGUGCGGGUAAGAACAGUGUUCGCUGUGUGAACCUCAAAAUUAUACCCCUUGUCAGUGAGGCGAUCAUUUGGUUCCUCUGAAUGACGAUCCUCAUCAUUGAAGGUAUGAACAGGGGUGCCCCGAGGUUGACAAAACUUUGAACUGCGACAUACCCGUCCAAAAUGUCCCACUUUCUUGCACUUAUUACAUGUUUGUCCUCUGGCUGGACAAUUUGAGUCUCUCGAUUUGUGUCCUGAUCUACCACAGUUACCACAGAGUUUAUCUCCCGGCGACGUUCUCGGCGGUGGCGGUCCACGCUCACCACGAGAUUGUCCCGGAUAGGCAGUCACUUUUGAAGCAUAUUCACAGGCCGAUUUCCCUUCCAUCUCAUAAGCGUGGCUGGCAGCUGCUUCGCUCGAUCGGGCGAUGUUGAGUAGGGUUUUCAGCGACAAAUCCCGUUCUCUCAACAGCCGUCCUCGAAGGCUUGACGACGCACACUUGUCCACAAACUGAUCUCGGGCAUGUUCGUCACGGUUGUUGAAAUUACAAGAAGAGGCGAGGUGCAAAAAUCAUCCACUGUUUUAUUUUGUCCUUGUUUGGCCUGCCGAAACAGAUGCCGUUCGAAUGCAAUGUUAGCUGUUGGAGCGAAGUAUGCAGUGAGAGCAGCGAGAGCAGCGAGAGCAACAUCUUAUUCAUUCUGCGUGUUGUUUGGGCUGUCGACUGUAUCAAAAAGUUCUUGGACGUCCGGUCCUGCAAUGUGUAGAAGAGAUUUCUUCUGUGCAGCUUGUGUUAUGCCUGCUGCUCCUGUGUAGUAUGAAAAUAUCCUCGUCCAUUUUUAGGCCAAACGGAUGAUGACAUCG
This is a messenger RNA of Lytechinus pictus (painted urchin), 3209 nucleotides long. Its product is annotated as tRNA:m(4)X modification enzyme TRM13 homolog. NCBI's taxonomy places the organism in Eukaryota, Metazoa, Echinodermata, Echinoidea, Temnopleuroida, Toxopneustidae. The coding region runs from base 45 to 1715 and encodes 556 amino acids. Gene Ontology annotation, biological process: tRNA methylation. The record is from RefSeq and is a predicted model, not a curated record. The transcript has 10 exons.